This is a messenger RNA of Frankliniella occidentalis (western flower thrips), 709 nucleotides long. RefSeq lists its product as uncharacterized. The coding region runs from base 72 to 488 and encodes 138 amino acids. NCBI's taxonomy places the organism in Eukaryota, Metazoa, Arthropoda, Insecta, Thysanoptera, Thripidae. The record is from RefSeq and is a predicted model, not a curated record. The transcript is spliced from 2 exons.
GCAUAUAUAUUCGGAACACCGUUUCGCGAAGACAGUUGCCAACAGAAGUAAGGUCCAUUAGGAAUCGAAAGAUGGCGAAAGUAGCAGCUCUACUGAUUGGAAUCGCACUACUUGGCGUGGUCUCAGUUUCAUCGGGACAGGCCGGUAUCUCGAGAGUCGGGACUAACAGUAUCCAAUUUGCGUGUCCUGAUGGCCACUUCCAAUACAUCAUCGUCACCAUAACCACCAAAUUUAGAGCCGUUGACGCACCACACACAAAUUGGGCUCAGUUCAACGUUGAGGUCAACGGUCUGCGACUUGCAACGAUCACCAACUCUAUAUACGUUAUUAAGGGCGGAGCCAAAGGGCACUAUUGGGGUUAUGAGACAUACGCAGUGUCUCAGAAGAUGAUCAAUUAUAUGGUGCUUCCGGGUAACAGUGUAAGUGUCAAUUUCCUUAACGGGGAACAGCAUAUUAGCAGUGACAUUCGUGUAGACCUAUCUAACUAGGUCACAGUGAACAACCCAAAUUUACACCUGACACGAGGGGUUUGAUACAAACUGCCGGCAUCAGCCCACUUUACAUAAAAAAUAAUUCAGUUGUGCCACCUUGUUCCUCUCUAAUUACACCCUCAAUCGCUUAGUGACGUUUGUGUUGGUAAACUAUCAAUUUACUAGUGCAACUUUACGAUGUACACAAAUUUGUUAAUAAAUGGCAACAAAAUCGUUUA